Fraxinus pennsylvanica is the source of this 636-nucleotide messenger RNA. NCBI's taxonomy places the organism in Eukaryota, Viridiplantae, Streptophyta, Magnoliopsida, Lamiales, Oleaceae. The record is from the annotation of a GenBank genome assembly.
AUGAAGCAGCGUUGCCCGUCGCCGCUGCCGCACGCCGCAUUGGCGGCGCCGAAGGUUGCCAAUGCUGAAGAAGAACCAGAAGAAAACAGCACAAAUUGGCCACACGACGUCGGAUUUGGGAACCGAUUGGAGAAGAGGCUCGAGCUCAAGCGUCCCUCUGGACGGCCACAUGGGAAACUGGAAGUGAAUGUUACCGUGCGCGAGCCGCGCUACCGUGCCCCGGAUCCAUACUACGCGCCGUACGGAGUCCCUCCACCGGGGAGUAGAGACUACACUGCAGCACCACAACCAUACGGCAACCCCUACGCAGCUCCGCCGAUGCCGGCUUAUUCUGCUCCGCCGUCGGGUUAUCCCUACAGUGCGCCUUCCUACGGUCAACCAAGUUACGGGCAGCAAGCAUACGGGCAGCAAUACGGGCAAAGUGGUUACUCCAGGCAGCCGGGGUAUGCGGUAGAGGAGAAGAAGAAGAGCAAAUUCGGUGGGAUGGGGACAGGAUUGGCUGUGGGUGCGGUUGCAGGAGUGUUAGGUGGACUCGCAUUGGCUGAGGGCGUUGAUGCGCUGGAGGACCAUGUUGCCGAUGACGUGGCGGAUCGUGUGGAGGAUGAUUGGGGAAACGAUGGUGGUGAUGAUUACUAG